Molecule: messenger RNA, 570 nt
Organism: Spinacia oleracea (spinach)
Lineage: Eukaryota; Viridiplantae; Streptophyta; Magnoliopsida; Caryophyllales; Amaranthaceae
Exons: 7
Coding region: 157-570 (137 amino acids)
Cellular component (GO): membrane; signal peptidase complex
Molecular function (GO): serine-type endopeptidase activity
Source: RefSeq, a predicted model, not a curated record
GAACAUUAUGAAACGGACUAAAAUAAAAAGUGUAAAAAUCAUUUUAAAACGGAGGUAGUAUAUUAUUAUUAUAUGUAAUUUCAGACACCCCUAUUAGAGUAAGCCUUAUCAUAUUUUUACAUAAUGAAAUUAUCAUCCAUUUAAAUCCUUACAGGGAUGGUAAUCUCAUCAGCUUUUAUGGCAUGGAAGUUCAUAACGUGCCUAUACGGAAGUGAGCCCCCCCUCACCAUUAUCGUAGCUGAUAGCAUGGGUCCUGGAUUGCAAAAGGGGGACAUUCUAUUGGUAACAAUGGAUCUCUCUCCAAUUCAGUGUGGGGAUGUUAUUAUGUUUCAUAUCAAGGAGGGAAGUGUUCCUGUCGUUCAUCGAGUAAUACAGAUCACAAAACGCCGGGAUACCGGAGAAGUCCAUCUGUUAACCAAAGGGGACAAUAGUCCUGAAGAUGAUAGAAGUGGAGUAUAUACAAAUAAUCAACUAUGGCUCAAUCCAAAAGACCACGUAAUCGGAAGAGUCAUCGGGUCUCGGUGUAAAUUUUGCCAGAUUCACAGUGGAGUGUAUGGUGGUGACUUCUAG